Molecule: messenger RNA, 3635 nt
Organism: Amoebophrya sp. A120
Lineage: Eukaryota; Dinophyceae; Syndiniales; Amoebophryaceae
Source: the annotation of a GenBank genome assembly
GUAUUCAUUACUUUGGGUUAAUAGAUAGAGGUAGGUAGACGGAUAUUAUGGUAAUCGUGACGGCGCAUUUAGUCGGUAACAACUGUAGUUCGAGCCAUACAAAGCAAGCAGCCCCCUUUCUUGCGUUCUAACGUUUUUCGAUUUUACGCAACAUCUCAAGAAGGUGUUACUUACUUGGUUCUGCGAAGUCGCUGUAAGUGAUAGGAUUGUAUUUAAGAACCACUCCCCGCGACUGCGUCGCGGGGCAAGCCUCGUACUUGCUCUUCCCGUCGAUUAUGAAAGAAAAAAAUAUUUGUGCGUCAAGUAUUUUCAUGUUUGUUGUUGAGGAUUGCCUAAGGAUAGAGUGCGGAGGUGCUCGCUCAGUUUUGGUUGUCCAGUUUGCGCCUGAUCUCUGCUUCUCGCAGCGUCCGCCAUAAACUUGUCCUCCUCGUAGCGUCAUGUCGUAAAUCCACUCGUAGCACAAAAAAAAACUGAGCUUGAGGCGGAACAGCAACUUCGAUCUCAUUGCGUUCUGCCGCCGACCGCUUGGAAAAAAUCCUCAACAAAAAAACAGAAAUACUUGACAUACCCAUUCAUAAUAUUUCUUGCAUUUAAGAAAAAACAGGCGGCAGUAAAGUGCUUUUGGCGCUCGAAAAACAAAUCGGCGGCGCAACAGAAAAAGCUCCGAAGCUUCUGAAGAUCUUUCUGAAGGUUUUUUGCGCGCGUUUUUACAAAAAAUCAAGUUUCUAGUUCGGUGCGCGCAACAGAAACACCAAAUUUUGUUGGACCUUCUGAAGGUUCUUCAGAAGAUGCACCUUCAGAAGACUCAGAAAUCAGAGUCUUCUGAAGGUGUGUUUUCUUUAUUUUUUUCAUUUUUGUCAAAGUGCGACAAUUUUCGAAAAACCUUCAGAAGAAAUUUGAGUCUUCUGAAGGUUUUUUUUCAUUGUCCUGAUUUUGCGUCAUUUUUCGAGUUUAAAAAAUGGCAGUCUUCUGAAGGUUUCGGACGUCCGCAUAAAGCGCACUUCUUCAGAAGAAUGGCUGCCUUCUGAAGGUUUCAAAAAGUCGUUUUUUUAGUCUUCUGAAGAAUUUUUAGUAGAAAAAUCGAAAAAAUUCUUCAGAAGGUGAAAGAAAACCUUCAGAAGACUGAACCUUCUGAAGGUUGCAAAAAAUGAGCGAUGAUCUCGUUUGCGCGAGCUAAUUCUGCGAUUUUUAUAAUGAAAAAUAGCCGGCCAAUUUUUUUGACCUUCUGAAGGUUGAAAAUCAAUUUUUUUUCUUCAGAAGCUCUUCAGAAGGUCAAACCUUCAGAAGCUUUGGGAGGAGCAAGUGCAUAUCUUUCCCCUAUAGUAUAUAGAUUAUACUGAAAAAGAAGAAACCAUGUUUUCGUCCUUUGCAGUCGAUAAAAACAGCAGGACGACCACGACCUGCAAGUUGCAGGGUCGACCGCCGGCACGAAUAAAAACACCGUCACGAAGCACAAGCAGCAGGUCUUCACUCGCGGCGCCGAGUCGUGUUUCGUCUCUGGUUCGUACAUUCUCUGGGAUAUGCUGCUUGCCCCAAACUUUCUCUUUGCUUGGUCCGGCGUUCACGGUUCUUGCAGCGGCACAGGCCACCAGCGCAGCGGAUUCAUCUGCUUCGCGGGAGAUGCCGAGCGGGAAGUCGUUGAUGGGCGAUCCGGACAUGGAGAUUCAGUCUUUUGACUCACUGGCGGACAGUUUCAAGGUUUCUCUCGUCCGGCCCCCGGACGAGCCAAAGAACAGCGGGGUGAAGUCGAUCGUGAAUAUGAGCAGCAUGGUGAUGCUGUCAGACGAAGAGCUGAAGACGCUGGACGACUAUGACGAGCUGUUCGAGAAGUACUCCAUGUUUUGCAACGGCAGGUGGCUGGGGGUGCAGGUCCUGCAGGACAGCCAAGAUUUGAUGUACAUGCAGCACAUCGUGUACAUGCGGAAACUAUCAACUGCAAAUAUGUCUGGGUCUGGAAGAAUACAAACUUGUGAUGCGCAUUUCAGAACACAGAAAAAUCUCUCAUGCAUAGGUAGCAAAAGCUGCCCACUCUCUGUCACCAAAAUGGGGGACUUGUCAUGCGGUUUCGGCAUUGCGGAAGCUUCUCGAGACCUGUGAUGCUAGAGCUUCCAUGCCAGCCCUUCAGUGUCAUGCAAAAACAACAUGACUCUUCCAGACCCAGACAUUUUUGCAUUUCAUCGAGACCGGACCUGAUCAUAGAAACGGGGACCUACAAGGGCGGCCUCACCUUUUUUUUCGCGACUCUGCUCGACAUGAUCGCAAAGGAAGAAGAGAGCAACGCGCUCGUCGCUGGAAGUAUCAACUUCGUUCUAGUUCUUUCGGUUGUUUGAUAGAUUCCUUUUCUUGUGCAUAGGCGUAAAGGUAAUCUAAUCAUCAUGUUGCAGUUGACCAUGACCCCUUCGACGCGCCUCUGACAACUCCAGUGCACCAGCACGGUCCACUUGUCAGGAGAAAACUCUAGGACGGAAUCAAUUGCUGCACGCAGUGAGAUGUAAUAGAAGCCGUGACGCAUUGGUCGUGCAUGAAAGGCGACACAAGAAGAGUUCUCGAUGCGCUGUCGUGUGAUCUGUGGUGUCAAAGACGAAGUGAGAGUGGCCACUUUUGAAUUACAUCACACAGCUCCGCAUACGCCGCGCCCGUCCGCUGUAAUCUCCGUGGAUAAGCACCAUCCCCACAUGGUCUUUGCCGCCAACUGGUUUUGCCCCGUUUGUCUCGACUGCCGCAGGUCCUACGACACACGGGAGUGGCACGAGCGCGUGCGCUUUGUCAUGGGCCUCGCGGAUACGGAUGAGACCCACAAUGAGGUGCUGGCGCACAUGAUGGAGAUUGGAUACGACUUUCAGCGAGAAGCUGGGCCGGCGGUGGCAGGAUCCGCGGUGAAGGAUAAAGUCGUCGUGGUAAAAAAAUUAAAAUAGGAUAGCGUCUUUAUAAUUCCCAUUGUGCAGGCAAGGCAGAUUUUUCUUUUUGUGAGGUCCGUCCAGCCACAGGACGCGCAUCACAAGUAAGUUGGCACUUGUUUAUUUUCGACGCGAUAUAGGACGAAAAGCAAAAGCAAAGGAGUAUCACCUCCACAGGUAAACCUGGACGCAAACCACGAGUAUCAAGGGCUUUUGAAGGAGCUGAUCUACUAUGCGCCCUACGUGUCCCUAAAUUCCUACCUGAUUGUGCAGGACGCGAAGCUGGACAAAAUCUGGGGCGUGCCGGCGGUUUCGUCCGCGGUCGAGCGGUUUCUCCAGCUGUUGCCCCCCUUCGAAUUUGUCAUCGAGCAUGAGAUCAAGUUCCACGGCUACUCGCAGCAUUUGUAUCUCCGACGGGCGAGCAAAACGAUAAGUUGGGACUACUUCGCGAAAAUGUUCCAAGUAAACGUCACCAGUGCAGCAGCAUCUGGCGGUACGCAGGAAGAGCUGUAAUCAAGCGGGGAGCAGCCAGUGGCUUCUUGCACACUUGCUCUGCCAGCGCGGAGCGACGGGGGAUAGUCCUCGUUCUCGUAACGAGUAAAGGUAAAGAUUGAAGGGAAGUUACAUCAUACAACAUAGUCAUCGAUUUGCUGCCGUACUAGCGUCAGCACGGUGUACUUUUCGGUUCCUAGAUAGUAGUUGUUCUUAUCGCCCGCAAGAGAUUGAUACAAAGACAAA